Molecule: messenger RNA, 1773 nt
Organism: Anopheles maculipalpis
Lineage: Eukaryota; Metazoa; Arthropoda; Insecta; Diptera; Culicidae
Exons: 3
Source: RefSeq, a predicted model, not a curated record
AAUGAAAUCAACACUGACGAUACGUUCAAUCAAAUUAUCGAUAAAAUGUCUAUAGUUGAUGGAAUUCGUUACUGGGCACUUUCCACCAACGCGCCGCAUAGCUCCAUAAACAUAAUUUUAAAGCUUUUUUAAAAAGCCAACGUCAAAGUCCCUUUAACCGCUAAAACUUUGCUGCGGACAAAUCGGAAUCCUUCGACGGAGAUAAAGCAGAUUGGUGGUGGCCAGUUCUGGUACAGAGGGUUUGAGAAGUGCUUGCUAAAUUAUUUUCGCUUCAAUAAGAUAACAAUUAAAAACUUAUCGUUAACGGUGUCAAUCGACGGGCUACCGCUACACAACAGCAGCAACAUGCAGUUUUGGCCUAUUCUGUUUACUGUGUAUGAAUUAUCUGAAUCGCCAGUAAUGACAGCAGCAAUAUUCUGCGGACAAAAUAAGCCAGAAAGCGUGGAGGAAUAUCUGCGACCAAUGGUCGAAGAAUUAAAUUUUCUUACGACAAAAGGAAUUACAAUCAACGGAGAGUUUUUUACCGUAAAAAUAAGAUGCUUUGUUGCAGAUACUCCAGCCAGAGCAUUUAUUAAAGGUGUAACAGGCCAUACGGGAUAUGCAGGAUGCUUAAAAUGUACGGUAAUUGGUACAUACCACAAUGAAGCACAUACGAUGGCGUUCACAGGCCUUAACGCACCAAAAAGAACGGAUCAAGGCUUUAGAGACGACGCAUACCCAGGCCAUCGUAAAACAUCGACACCGAUUACAGAUCUGUUAGGCAUCGAUAUUAUUGAAGACAUUAUUACAGCGGACCGCUUACAUCUUAUAGACCUUGGCAUAAUGAAAAGAUUGAUUAUUGGUUGGCGCGAUGGAUCACUGGGCAGAAAACGAUGGUCGCCUCGGCAAUUGACACAAAUUUCAGAGCAACUGGAAAAGAUUCAAUUACCAACAGAAAUCCACCGUAAGCUUCGAUCGAUAAAAUAUUUACAUUAUUGGAAAGCAUCGGAGUGCGCAUCCUUUCUUCACUACGCAUCAAUAGUUAUUUUGGAAGACCAUCUUCCAACUGAUAUUUAUAAUCACUUCAUGUUACUUUUUUGCGCAGUAACAUUACUCUCAUCCACCAUUUACAAAGAUAAAUGGCAAUUUGCUGGUCAGUUUCUGGAUCGCUUUGUACAAGAUUUUGACAAAGUGUACGGCGAGAGAUACAUGAGCAGUAACGUGCACAACUUACAACACAUGUAUGACGAAGUGCAACGGUUUGGAUCAUUGUCGUCUAUAUCCACAUACCCCUUUGAGAAUCAAUUGCAACAUCUGAAACGAACACUUCGAAGCGGAUUCAGAAACUUAGAACAAGCGAUAAAUCGAAUAUCUGAGUGUGAUGAAUUUCAUCUCUCCAAAUCAAAUAGCCAGAUAAAGUUUCCUACAGUUGCAGUUAAAGGAAAUACCACAACCGUUCAUGUCAGGCCCGGCUUUCAGCUUCGUAACAACCUGAGGGACAGUUGGUUCCUAGCAAAAGAUGAAAAAAUUGUUAAGUUUCACGAAACGAACCAGUGCUCCGAACAUGACAUCGAUAAAAUAACCAUUAAAGGCUAUGAACUAUGUGUGAAAGGUUUGAUAUUCAAUGAUCCGAUCGAAUCCAGCGAAAUAUUCAUCUUUAAGGGAUGUACAAAUAGUUUAUCAGAGUCUCUUAUGGAAAUGUCAAUAGAACAAAUUAAAUGCAAAUUAGUAGCGGUACACACGAAUCGCAAACAUGAAGCAAUAUUUAUUCCUCUCAUCCAUACACUAGUUUAA